Messenger RNA from Saprolegnia parasitica CBS 223.65, 1638 nucleotides. RefSeq lists its product as hypothetical. Lineage: Eukaryota; Oomycota; Saprolegniomycetes; Saprolegniales; Saprolegniaceae. The transcript is spliced from 3 exons. The record is from RefSeq and is a predicted model, not a curated record. The coding region runs from base 1 to 1638 and encodes 545 amino acids.
AUGCGCUUCCUCUUCCUAGCGCUCUCGUCGUUUCUUGGUCUUUGGGUCGACCAAGUGCGGUUCAUCCCGGCUCUGCUGCCGUCGCCGUUAACGUCAACAACCGGUGGACGGUCGCUUCAGGACAAGAGGGCUGAAGCCAUUGCGUUCAUCCACGACCAAAUGGCGACGCACGCGCUGCCGGGUCUUGCGCUCGCUGUGGUCUACAAGAACGAGACCAUUAUCGCGACCGGUUUUGGUACCAAGCAGUAUGGCAACGACGCGAAUGCAGUGACCGCCGACACGAUUUUCCAAAUCGGUUCGUUCUCCAAGACCUUUAUUGCCCUCGGUAUCGGCAAGCUCGUCGAUGAAGGCCGUCUGCAUUGGGACGACCCGGUCAAGCUCCGCCUUCCGUGGUUCCAGCUCAAGGACAAGUACGCCGAAGAGUACACGACGCUCGGUGACCUUCUCGCAAUGAACUCGGUCUUUGAAUCUGGCCAAGGCGACCAAGCGUCGAUGCUCGGCAUCCUGGAUGAGCGCGCAUCGGUGCGAGCGGCUGCCUACCUCGAGACGGCUGGCCGGCCGCUGCGUCCUGGCUACGCUUACGCCAACAUGAACUACGAGAUCCUCGGCCAAGUCAUCGAGUACCAGACCAACCAAACGUGGUCGCAGUAUCUCCACACGACGUUCUUCACGCCGCUUGGCAUGACCAACACAUAUGGCGCCGUGCGUGAGGUCCCGCCGUCUGGCGACCUCUCGUUUGCCCACUACCACUGCAACAACUUGGUCGCGGGGCCGUUCGACCAGCGCACGUCGUCGCAAGGCAUGCUCGGUCCAGCCAACGACUACAUUUCCGCGGGGUCGAUCGUCUCGACGGCGAGCGACUUGGCAAGUUUCUCGAAAUUUCUCCUCUCCAAGGGUGCGGGCAUCUUUCGGUCGCCGGCCAUUAUCGGCACGAUGAUCACGGGCCACAAUAUCAACACGAUGGAUGCCACCCUUGGGCCGCUCAUGGGCUACGCCUACGACGCUGAUGGCGAUGCGCUCACGGCCGGCUACGGCUUUGAUGCCGUUGGCGACAUCAUGUACGGGUACCAGUACUUUGACAAGGGCGGCGACACGUUUGCUUUCAAGACGCGCAACGGGUUCAUUCCCGCAGAAGACCUCGGUGUCGUCGUCCUCUCCAACUCGGAAGGACGAGGUGGUGCGUUUAGUGACUUGGUGGUUGAAGACCGCAUCCGGACGUACCUCCUCGGCAUCUUCCUCGACGUGCCGCAAGCGACGCUCAAGGCCACGUACGAGUCGGCGCGAGCUAUCGCUAGCGCCUAUCGUCCGCCGGCUGCAUGCGACGCCCACCUCUUUCAUGGUCAACCUUGGACGAGCCUCGGGUCGGUCAUCCCGGCGAAGGACCAGUCGGCCUUGAUCGGGACGUACACUAGCGUCCAUUCGGCAAAGUACUAUGGCAGCGCGGUUCUCUCGACCAGCAACAACUCGCUCUUGCUGCAGUACGGCGGACAGAAGGGCCCGGUGCUGGCGACCACGGGCGACAACUAUCUCUGGGCGAUCGAGGUCGCCGGCGGGGCGUUCGCGCCGCUGACCCUUCGCGGCAUUGGCACUAACGACACGGAGAUCACCAUCAUGGGAACACCGUUCCGCAAAGCGUAG